UCCCUGGCCCCACAAUGCACUGCGGGCCGCGUCACUCGGAGCGGUGGGCCUCGGCUCGACAGGUCUUCUCUGCUGGUUGAAAUGUCUAUGAUUUUAUCCGCAUCAGUCAUUCGUGUCAGAGAUGGGCUGCCACUUUCUGCUUCUACUGAUUAUGAACAAGGCACAGGCGUGCAGGAGUGCAGGAAGUAUUUUAAAAUGCUCUCAAAGAAACUGGCUCAGCUUCCUGAUAGAUGUACACUGAAAACUGGACAUUAUAACAUUAAUUUUAUUAGCUCUCUGGGAGUGAGCUACAUGAUGUUGUGCACUGAAAAUUACCCAAAUGUUCUGGCCUUCUCUUUCCUGGAUGAGCUUCAGAAGGAGUUCAUUACUACUUAUAACAUGAUGAAGACCAAUACUGCUGUCAGACCAUACUGUUUCAUUGAAUUUGAUAACUUCAUUCAGAGGACCAAGCAGCGAUAUAAUAAUCCCAGGUCUCUUUCAACAAAGAUAAAUCUGUCUGACAUGCAGAUGGAAAUCAAGCUGAGGCCCCCUUAUCAAAUUUCCAUGUGUGAACUGGGGUCGGCCAAUGGAGUCACAUCUGCAUUUUCUGUUGACUAUAAAGGUGCUGGUAAGAUUUCUUCUGCUCACCAGCGACUGGAACCCGCAACUUUGUCAGCGAUUGUGGCAUUUAUCCUCAGUCUUUUAUGUGGAGCUCUGAAUUUAAUUCGAGGUUUUCAUGCCAUAGAAAGUCUUUUGCAGAGUGAUGGUGAAGAUUUUAAUUACAUUGUUGCAUUUUUCCUUGGAACAGCAGCCUGCCUUUACCAGUGUUAUUUACUUGUCUACUACACCGGCUGGAGGAAUGUCAAAUCUUUUUUGACUUUUGGUUUAAUCUGUCUGUGCAACAUGUAUCUCUAUGAACUGCGCAACCUCUGGCAGCUUUUCUUUCACGUGACUGUGGGAGCUUUUGUUACACUACAGAUCUGGCUAAGACAAGCCCAGGGCAAGGCUCCUGAUUAUGAUGUCUGACACCAUCCUUCAGACGUACUGCCUUGGCUUCUGGGGGAAAAGGAGGGAGCAUAUUUAACUGCCACUGUGAUGAAGAAACUGUUCACCACAAUCGAGAAGCUCUGCUUUUCUUUUUCUCCAACUAUCCUUUUUGUUUCAAGUCAGCAUGGCAUGCCUGGGAGCAUGCAAUACCUGCUAGGCAAACUCUUCAUAUUAGCCUUGAAAUUAUUAUUCAGAGGAGGAGGAGAUUCUCUCUACAGGGCCAUGACAGGGGAAGAACAGUCAGAUGCCCUUGGAAGACUUGGCCAGCAGUCCUGAAUCCUUCUGAAGAGUUCAAUCAAAAACUGUAUGUGGUACGUGCUCCGAGGACCGAGUGGGAACUCUACAACCUGGGUUUGCCUUUGUGAGGCAUGAGUAUAGACCAAAUAAAAAGAUGCCAUGAAGUUUAUAUUUAAAACAACGUGCUAAAUAUCAGAUUAUUUGUACAUUUAUGGUACCAUGAGUUUAUGAAGUCUAGGAUGGUGUGGAAUUGGUUCUUUUCAUGCUAUAUUUUUGCUUGAAUCUUAACUCUGGAAAUCACAUGAUGUGUGAGAAAGCUGUUAGAAGCUCAUCUCUAGAACAUCACAAGUAUUGAAGACACAGUAACGUAUGUUUCCUUUCUAGACCAUGUUUGUACUUUCCUCUGAAAUCACUGUUUAAAAAUGUGGCUUGUUAAAUUAUAGCCAUUGUUUCCCAAACUUCAAUCACUUAAGUAUUACAUAUAGUAUUAUUUCAUAAUAUUUAUCUUUAAACUUUAAAAUAUUGUGAAAACAAACUAAUCCUCUACUCCAAGAGGAAAACCGGCAUCAAUUUACCAUGAAUAAAAGGUAACUACAAAAUAAAAUUAAAACAAGAAAUGGUAUUAAAUUCUAACUAGAUACUAAUGUCUGCUAAGGCUCUGAAUCCAGGAAGCCUGCUCUGUGUUGCAGUGAGAGAGAUGUUACCCAGCACCAAAAUGGGGCUCGCUCUGUGGGAUUAUCAGAAGGAUGAAAGAAAACUGUGAAGGGAAUGACAUUCUCACUGUGAUUUUGCAUUGUUUAGUUCUAUGUUGUAUACCACCCACCUAAAGUCCUCCUGUGUGCUACACUGCUCAGUGGGGACACUGAACUUGUACUAAGAGAAUCAGAGGGUAGCUUCUCCCAGAAACUCUUAUCAUUUUAUGGCUUUGAGGAGUUCACCUAAUAUCUUAGAGAACUUGUUUGCUUUUUGAUAAUAUUAUAAAAAUUGUUCAAGCAGUUAUGAAUUAAUAAUAUAGGAAGCACAGUUUGAUUCCAUUAGCAAAAUCUACAACUCUCUUGGUUUUGGAAGUUAACUUCAUUAAUAAUUUUCUUUUGUUUUUAGAGAAAAGAUUCCAAAUAAGGAAUACAUAAUGCAUUAAAAUUUAAUAGCCAGAAAACAGUGGACCCAUUACAUAUAAUUCAUGUUACUGGGCAUAUUUAUUAAGCAGAAGAAGUAGUCCGGAAGGGUAAAGUCCUUGAACUACCAUGUUUGCUUGAACCUGUAUAUGUAGGUAUGCCUGCAACUGUAAAAAUCUUGCUAAACUAGAACUUUUUGCUGCACUCCCCUUUUAGGGGAAUGAGGCAGAAGGAAGACCAUAAGCUUGUAAUAUCAGGGAUUUAUUUAAAACAGAAAACUCCAGUUCACUUCAUUUUUUCUGCCUCUGAGAAAACUGCACAGAAAUUAUAUGUAUUCUGAGAGCUACCCCAAGAUGCACCCCAUGAUCCUGACUCAUCAAAGUAAAACUGAUUUAUGAUUGGCAUUUUGUACUUACUGAGCCAGGAAAGUGAAGUGGUUAAGUGUAGAAAGAUUUUUCUGAACUACUUGUUAAAACAAGAGGAAUUCUCUUGUAAAUAGCCAAUUAACCAAGAAGUUGGAGCAUUCUAGUUAAUUGUGAUCUUGCUGUAUAUUGAUACUUAAUAGCUCUCUUACCAGUUUGGUUCAGUUUGGUUCUUCUUAUCAUUGAAUUAUUGAAUUAUAGUGUUUGGUGUUUUGGAUCAUUCAGCAAGGACACUUGAAAACUCACCAGCUGUUUCAUUUGUUUUUUGUUUUUGUUUUUCUCUUUUUUGGAUAAUGGGAUGUUUACAUCUUAAUGUAAAAAAUGAGACAGGUAUAAAUAAUAUUUUAUGUAUAGAAAUGCUUUCUUUUCAUUAUUUGGUAUCUGCAUUGCUGAGUGUUUCUAUAACUGCUCUAUCUUGUUGCCAAAGAAAUUAUGAAUUUGGACUGAAAAUUUUUUGCCAUUGGUAUAAAGUUUUUAAGCUCAUUAGGCUUCUAAUGUGAUAAUAAUACUGCACUUUUACUACUAAGAGCAGUUCUGCAUUUACCUCAUCAUAAUGAGUGUUUUCCUGGAAGUGGAGAAUUAGUUGUCCUCUUGUUAUGAAGGAGGAAACUGAGGUAAUCAGAUGUUAAUGACUUAUCUAGGGUCACAGCUCUGAGCACAUACAACUUCUAAUCCCUUAGUCUUGGGGCCCUGCCUCCCCCAGAGUGGGGACUCACGGAGAUAACUAAGGUUGUACUCAGGGAAUAGAUCUGUUCUUGGUAAAAUCAGGGAAUUGGGGACUUAAUGACCUGAAGCCUGCUAGUGUCAACUCUAGGUGUCUAUUAAGGUAACUCUGAAAUACUGCUUUUUCUUAUUAAGGUAUUCUAAAAGUAAUUACAAUUUUUGCUUGCAUUUUUGGUCUGUAUUUGAAAUGUAUGUAUACCUACCCUGUUUCCCAAAAACAGUUGAAGCACCAUACCAAAAUAAGACAAAUACAACAACAGUAACUAUGAACAGAAAGGGAGAAACACAACAUCAGUGAAAAUGAAAGGUGAACAUGUUGCUGUUAAUAAGUGUGAAAUAUGACAUUUAAACUUCCUGGAAAUCGUGGCUAGAAGGGAAACAAGUUUCUCAUUGCUCUAGCUCUGUCUGUAAGAGUAUACCAGUUCCUCAGGGAGGAUUUCUUCUUGAGGGAUUCUGGUAGAAAGGUUCACGCUUGGGGGUUCUUUAAAAUGCUAAAAUGAACAAAAUCCUCAAUGGUUUUAGCUGCUUGCAUAUUAAUAAUUGUGCCUUGAUCCUCAACUUGUACUGUCUUUCAGAGGCUUUCAUUUAAGGAAUUUUAGUGUAAUUGAUAGAGGAUUUUGUUCGCAUAAGGAAGAGUUCUUCUAAGCUAAAAAUAGGUAUGUGUUAAAGCUUGAAAAUCCAUCUGAGACAAAUGCCUAGAGACAUGGAGAACCUUUACCUAAUUUUGUCAUUUUAUAAUUCAUAUAAAGUUAAUGUGCUCUCCCUGGAUUAGCACAUUUGUUUUGUAUUAAAUGUGGCCUUUUUCACAGUAGAAUUUAUUCUGGAGAAAUGGCUGGCUCCAUUUCUUUUAGGCCAUGUCUGGAUUAGACCUGAUGUGUCGAGACUUCACAGACCAGAUUUGUCAUACGAGCUUUAACCUCCAUGUCACAGAAGUGCUUCCUGCUGAGUUUAGCCACUCACCAAAAUGGGAGUUGCUUGGCUUUAUUCCCAAAGUUUUACUAAGUAACCUAGGGCCCCCACUCCCAGCUGUUGGAGCAAAAUGUGUGUGUGUGUAUGUGUGUAUGCGCACGUGGUGUUAUUUUAACAAACUUUUAGUUUAUUUUAAGUUAGAGCUGUCAUGAACUAUAUAGUAGAACAACAAAUAAAUUGCACUUGACCUUAAAUAAAGCAGGGGUUAGGGGCACCAACCCCUCCCUAGUGCAGUCAAAAAUCCACGUAUAACUACUUAACUACUAAUAGCCUACAGCUGACCAGAGCCUUGCUGAUAACAUAAGCAGUCAAUUAAUAAAUAUUUUGUGUAUGUAUUAUAAACUGUGCUCUUACAGUGAAAAUCUUAAGAUCAUAAAGAAGAGAAAAUACAUUUAUAGUACUGUAGUUAUAAAAAAGUCCACAUGUCAGAGUGCCUGGGUGGCUCAGUCAGUUGAGCGUCCAACUCUUGAUCUCAACUCAGACCUUGAUCUCAGGGUUGUGAGUUCAAGCUCUGCAUUGGGCUCAGUAUUGAGCAUGAAUCCUACUUAAAAAAAUGUUCACGUUAGUGGCCCCACACAGCUCAAAAUUGUAUUGUUCAAGGAUCAACUGUAUUUCAAAAGCAGGCACCACUCAGAUCAAUUGAAUACUUUAGCCUUACCACAAAUUAUAGGUAAUUCUUCAGGGCUUCCAUCUUUGUCUAUGGUCAAUCCUUCUUUGUAUUUUUCUGCUUUAUCAUCUCAAAGGAAAUGCUGUAGUAAAACUAAACCUAAUUUUUCAUUUUGAUUGGCUUUAAUAAUAUGCUACUUAAAAGUUAAUAAAAGAAACCCCUUCAACUCCAAGAGUUAUGAAUCAGCUUGAUAUGUAAAGGUUGUGUUGGUUGAGAAUUUUAACUCUUCUAGUCUUAUUGGUUAGGGUUAGAAAUG
Molecule: messenger RNA, 5415 nt
Organism: Hyaena hyaena (striped hyena)
Lineage: Eukaryota; Metazoa; Chordata; Mammalia; Carnivora; Hyaenidae
Gene: SEC22A
Product: SEC22 homolog A, vesicle trafficking protein
Exons: 7
Coding region: 82-1005 (307 amino acids)
Biological process (GO): endoplasmic reticulum to Golgi vesicle-mediated transport
Source: RefSeq, a predicted model, not a curated record